Molecule: messenger RNA, 1178 nt
Organism: Salvia miltiorrhiza (redroot sage)
Lineage: Eukaryota; Viridiplantae; Streptophyta; Magnoliopsida; Lamiales; Lamiaceae
Product: ethylene-responsive transcription factor ERN1-like
Exons: 1
Coding region: 219-1004 (261 amino acids)
Biological process (GO): regulation of DNA-templated transcription
Molecular function (GO): DNA-binding transcription factor activity; DNA binding
Source: RefSeq, a predicted model, not a curated record
UUUGACAGUUCAUCCAACAUUGUCGAAACCUUCCUAUGACUAAUACUAAACUGUUCCUACAAUUAGUGGCAUUCACUAAAUAAGCCUUAAUCUUAUCUACACACAGCCUAGAACGUGUUAAGCAAUAUGCAUUAACAAGAUAAUCUCCAUCAUGCUUAGGACUAAUGACAAAAUCUCUUCAUUGAAAAAUCAGGCAACUAAUCACACAAGACAACUAAAUGGGACAAGCCCACACCUUCUAUAAGACAACAUUCCUCUCUUCUCCCCUACCAUCUCAAGACAUGGCACCAGCUAUGGAUCUCCAAUUCCACGGCACGACCGGCCAUGGAACGUCCAGGUCACGGGGUCGUCACUCCACCAGAAGCAAGUUCGUGGGCGUGAGGCAGAGGCCCUCGGGCAAAUGGGUUGCGGAGAUCAAGAACACGACUCAAAAGAUCAGGAUGUGGCUAGGCACGUUCGACACUGCUGAAGAGGCUGCUCGUGCUUAUGAUGAGGCGGCCUGCCUCCUCCGUGGCUCAAACGCGAGGACCAACUUCUUCAACAGCAUCCCCUGCAAACCCGCGCUCUCCUUGAAGAUAAGAAACCUUUUCAAUGAGAAGAGAGGCCUAAACAAAGCCUCCCCCUCUUCUCCUAAUCAAGAAACAAACAUUGUUUCUCCUAGUCUUUCCCAAACUAGUGGUACUAAUCCCACUUCUUGUAGUAACAACAACAACAUUAGUGUCUUAAAUCCAGCAUACUUGGAGGAUGCCAUCAAGCCACAUUCGAGCUGCUUCGUGGGAGGAUACGAGGCGCCUCCCAUGCCUCGUUGCAGCUACUUGGAUCAAGUUUCUGCAUAUGUGAUGGAUCAUAAUAAGAGCAUUCAUCAACAAGAAGGUUUCUAUGUCCAAAAGGGAGAUGGCCAAGUGAUGAAUGAGGCACACUUUUCUGAUUUUGAGCUCAUGAAUGAGUGCAAUGAUCCUUCUUGGGAUUUUCCUACUUUGUGCCAAAUGUUCUGUCAAAGUUGAAUCUUUGAAGAACUCCUUUUAGAUCAAUAGUUUAGUUCCUUCUUGGAAAGUUGCCAGAGUUUAUCUUGUUUGAAUUAGAUGAGCUAUUCUGCUGUUGUUUCAUGUGGUUAGCUGAUUGUGUGUAUGUUUAUCAAGUUACACUCCACAUUUACCUCAAACCAUAUGCUAACGUUU